UAUCCGGCCGCUCGGCAGCCCACCGCAGGCGCCCGAUGUCACCGGCCCGCUCCCCAACCAGUUGGCUGAGACCUCUUUGGAGGAAGAUGGUGACCAUCAGCGACCUGCCCCCCGACAUCCUGGAGGACGUCCUGUCCCGGGUCCCCGGCGGGGAUCUGGUCGGCAGCUGUCGGCUGGUCUGCUCGCAGUGGCGCUCCGUGGUGGAUCUGCCUGCCCUGUGGAAACGCAAGUGCCAGCGGGAGGGCUAUCGCCUCCUGGCCUCCGACGGAAGCGCCCCGGACUGGAAGACCUUCUACUUCCUCUCUGUGAUGAAGAGGAAUCUGAUCAAGAACCCGUGCGGAGAAAAGGGCUUGAAGUUCUGGGAGUUCAAGUCGAAGAAAAAGAAAGUGUGGAAGAUUGAGAAAGCACCGGAAGCCGAUGUGUAUUUCCCCCAAAUUCGGAAAUGCUUUGUCGCCUAUCAUUUGUGCACCUUCAAGCACCAGCUGAUCACCUUAAAGGAUGAAGGCUACUGGGACGAGCUGAUGGAUGAGACCAAGCCGGAUAUCGUGGUGAAAGACUGGUAUUAUUUCAGCCCCAACUACCGUUACGAGUUGUGUGUGAAACUGUUGUCUGCAGACUUCAGCGUCCUGCAAGAAUGUUGCCCGGAAAAGUUCCUCAGAAAUCAAGAGCGAGGCGAGGAUAAGUGGUGCGAGGUUUCGUACACCUUUCACGACUACCCAGCUGGUGUCCGUCACAUCCGCUUUAUCCAUGGGAGCGAAGGCUGGACCUACAUGCGGGUCACCAACAGCAGCGUCACCGUUGGCCCGGAAGCCGCGCAGCGGGGAGAAGAGCUUUGUGGUCCACAGAUGCAGCCCUGCUCUGUCUUCUGACCCUUUGGGACGUCAAGUGGUGCUGUGGUUGAGAGUGUCCGGCCGAGGAUCCGGGUUCAAGGCUUGGCUGCCAGGCAACCUCGCUUGUGACCGUAGGCCAGUUGCUCUCUCUCUCAACCUAACCGUCCUUGCAGGGCGGUUGUUGGGAGGAUCCAGUGGAGGAGAGGAAAAUUUUGUUUAAGCCGCGUUGGGACCCUCUUGGGGAGGAAAGUGGGGUAUAAGCAAACAAAGAGACAUACUGGGGACCCACGAGGAACCUGCGCCUCCAGAAUACUUUCAGUUUCAAGGGCUGUGAAGAUCCCGGUUCGCCUGUCUGCCUCUGUUUUCUGCACAGUCAUUGUCAAGUUCUGUGUGCACACGUGUGCUGCUGCUUCUUGUUAAAAAUCUGACAAAAGUUGUGGUUUUCUACGUAUCUGGGGAUUCCCCCCCCAAAAAACACGCAGAAAUCCCACACUUGUCUGUGGGUGGUUCUGUAUGGCUGCCCUACAGAUAGGUGUUUGGCCCUCGGGUUUGUUAUUAGGAGGGAUUCUCUACCGGGAAGAGGGCUUUGUCCAGGGGCAGGGGGACACCUGUGUUGCGAAGGCCCUUUUAUUACAUUGUUCCUCUGUGGGUGAGGCUUUUUUUCUUUCCCUGAUUUAAUUUAUGUACACAUUUGACGACCUGUUCAUUGUUUGGAUCUUGGUUGCCGCUUCCGUUGUUAUUUUUUUGGUCCGGAGACCUCCCCCCCCCCCGAAAAGAGGUCCUCUGUCUUUUUGGACGUCCCGUCCUGUUCACUGCACUGAUUUAUUCUGUCAAGAGGAAGGUCGGCUUGCUUAGGGUCGGUGAGUGUAGUUAGGCCUCAGGCGCUGGCUUCCCAAGUAAAAGAACAACGCCUUUCACUUCAGAUCCAGACAAACUGGGCUCUUCAACAUUUAACACCAAUUUGGUAAGAAGGGUCGGAAAAUGCAAAACUGGAUACAGGAGGAACCGUCUUUGUUCCCGUUCUGUAUUAAUUCACACUUGAGCCUUCUGAUGCUUUUUCUGCCAGCGUUCUGAUGGUGGGGGGAAUUUCUCUGCUUAGGUCCUGAGACGUCAGCUCUGCCCCUGUUUCCUGAAGUCCUUCGGAGCUCUUCCUCUCUGUCUCCUGGCUGACCAAGCUAGGUCUACUUAGACCUUGAAGGGGGAUUGAAAAAUCUAACUCUUGACUGGCUCCUGUCCAAGUUGGCUGAAGGGGCUAACAGGAUUACGGUCUCCCUGCUGUCUGAUGGGUUCUUCUAUACCCAGGCUCAGGGACCAGUACGAGAGCUUUGUUUUCGCUCCUUUUUCUCUAACUGGAUAACAUAAGAAUAUAAGAACCCUGCUGUGUCAGACCUGUGGUCCAUCUAGUCCGGCAUCCUGUCUC
Messenger RNA from Gekko japonicus, 2250 nucleotides. RefSeq names its product F-box only protein 44-like. Gene Ontology annotation, biological process: SCF-dependent proteasomal ubiquitin-dependent protein catabolic process; glycoprotein catabolic process. The transcript is spliced from 6 exons. Gene Ontology annotation, cellular component: cytoplasm; SCF ubiquitin ligase complex. Bases 36 to 869 code for a protein of 277 amino acids. Gene Ontology annotation, molecular function: protein binding; ubiquitin protein ligase activity. NCBI's taxonomy places the organism in Eukaryota, Metazoa, Chordata, Lepidosauria, Squamata, Gekkonidae. The record is from RefSeq and is a predicted model, not a curated record.